Balaenoptera ricei (Rice's whale) is the source of this 3896-nucleotide messenger RNA. RefSeq names its product alpha-1,3-mannosyl-glycoprotein 2-beta-N-acetylglucosaminyltransferase (gene MGAT1). The transcript has 3 exons. The coding region runs from base 1475 to 2818 and encodes 447 amino acids. The record is from RefSeq and is a predicted model, not a curated record. Gene Ontology annotation, molecular function: alpha-1,3-mannosylglycoprotein 2-beta-N-acetylglucosaminyltransferase activity. Gene Ontology annotation, biological process: protein N-linked glycosylation. Gene Ontology annotation, cellular component: Golgi apparatus. Lineage: Eukaryota; Metazoa; Chordata; Mammalia; Artiodactyla; Balaenopteridae.
GGGUGGGGGGCGUUCUUGUGGGCGCCACGCCCCUACAGGAAGGAAGGGGGAGAGCGCGCGCGCGUUUGUGUGUGUGUGUGUGUGCGUGUGUGUGUGUACGCGUGUGUGUGCGUGUGUGUGUGUUUAGGAAUACACUUAGAAGGGAGGGGGCGGCCAGGGUGGGCCACCGGAUUGAAAAAUUGGAACAUCACUGGGGCUAUUGCUGGUAGGACUCAGGCUUCUAACGUUUCAGGAGAGUGCUCUCGGGAGUUGGCCCCGGGAAGGAGUUUGACGGAGAUUGGGAAUUACAUCCAUGGCACAGUUUUGGAAGCAGAGGGGGAGGUGCGGGUGAAGGGAAGGGAGAAAAGAAUGCUUGUAGAAGGUGCCAGCAUCUAGGUGUGGAAUGGAUUUAGUUCAGACUGGGAGAGCUGGCCGAUUAAAACACUGCACACCCUAAGAAGCUUGGGAGAUGUGGGGCGAUUAGUGUGUGGCACUAACAAGGCGAGAACAGGAGGAGAAAUGUUCUUUUCUGUAUUUCUUAAAAGACAGUCUCCACACACUAGUGCUUUCGGUUACUUUUCCUAUAGUGCGGUUAGGUGCUGUCUUUCCUUUAUCUUGAGCCUUAUAUGUGUAUACAUAUUGAUGAGAUGGCUGUUUUGGGGUGCAAUAUGUGAGUGAGGUAGGAACUUUGUAUAACCUUGUGGAGUGUUUAAGGAAGGGUUUUUGAUGAUAGAGUCAAGGGGUCUAAUUUAGGUAGGGAGUCUUAGAAAUCCUUUUGGGUAUAUAAUAGAUUAGAGAGUGUCAUGAUGUUUAAAUAUUCUGCAGGUUAACACAGAAAUCAGCCUCCUGGGCCAUGUCGGUUCUAAGGCCUGUUUCCUGUCAUGAGCCUCAGCAGAAGACGGACUCGCCAGCCCUCACAGUGGAUGACUUCCCCUCCCUGAACAAGAGAUGGGAUAGUACCGGGGAUCUGCCUAUCACCAGACUCUGGGCUUAAUAAACCAGCUGAAUGAAGGGAUGUAAUAGACCUCUGGGAGGGACACUGAAGCCUGCAGUGGGGGGGGAGGGGCCUGGACAUACCCCUUCCCCCCCAGACUCCUCCCCCUCAGAGUCCACUCAGCCAUGGACUUUGGACCUGGACAAGAGGAGAGAAGCCGCACUUUGUUUGGUGUAUCUGAUUUGGGAUUCUCAGUUUGGAAAUGGAGUGCUGGAUGGGGGUUUGAUGAUUUCCAGGGGAGCAGCUGAGAGAAGAGAAGAAAGUCCAGUUGCGUUGGCUGAUCCCUCCAACAGAACGUUAAACAGUCGUGUAGAUCUGGGGUGGCUUGGCUUUGCUCCUGACCUUCGUGAGAAUGCCUCUGGUGCUUCCUCAUUAGGUGCGUGGCUGCUUCCUAAGCCUGGAGCCCAGAGGAAACAUCCCUAGGACUGUGGGAGCGUGAGCCGGGCAAGCCAAGGGCAGCCUCGAGCCCCAGCCUUGCCCGCCUCCCCCGCGGGGGCCAGGAUGCUGAAGAAGCAGUCUGCAGGGCUUGUGCUGUGGGGCGCCAUCCUCUUUGUGGCCUGGAACGCCCUGUUGCUCCUCUUCUUUUGGACGCGCCCUGCGCCUGGCACGCUGCCCUCAGACAGUGCUCUCGAUGACGACCCCGCCAGCCUCACCCGUGAGGUGAUCCGCCUGGCCCAGGACGCCGAGGUCGAGUUGGAGAGGCAGCGGGGGCUGUUGCAGCAGAUCAGGGAGCAUCAUGCUAGGUGGAGCCAGCGGUGGAGGGCGCCCACCGCGGCCCCGCCUGUCCUGCCGCGAGCGCCUGUGACCUCUCCGCCGGCUGUGAUCCCCAUCCUGGUCAUCGCCUGUGACCGCAGCACUGUCCGGCGCUGCCUGGACAAGCUGCUGCAUUAUCGGCCUUCGGCUGAGCGCUUCCCCGUCAUCGUCAGCCAGGACUGCGGGCAUGAGGAGACAGCCCAGGUCAUCGCCUCCUACGGCAGCGCCAUCACGCACAUCCGGCAGCCUGACCUGAGCAACAUCGCGGUGCCACCCGACCACCGGAAGUUCCAGGGCUACUACAAGAUUGCUCGGCACUACCGCUGGGCGCUGGGCCAGGUCUUUCACAAGUUCAAGUUCCCGGCGGCGGUGGUGGUGGAGGAUGAUCUGGAGGUGGCUCCAGACUUCUUCGAGUACUUCCAGGCCACGUACCCGCUGCUGAGGGCCGACCCCUCCCUCUGGUGUGUGUCCGCCUGGAACGACAACGGCAAGGAGCAGAUGGUGGACUCAAGCAAGCCUGAGCUGCUCUACCGCACAGACUUUUUCCCUGGCCUGGGCUGGCUGCUGUUGGCCGAGCUCUGGGCUGAGCUGGAGCCCAAGUGGCCCAAGGCCUUCUGGGACGACUGGAUGCGCCGGCCGGAGCAGCGGCAGGGCCGGGCCUGUGUGCGGCCUGAAAUCUCCAGAACGAUGACCUUUGGCCGCAAAGGUGUGAGCCAUGGGCAGUUCUUUGACCAGCACCUCAAGUUUAUCAAGCUGAACCAGCACUUCGUGCCCUUCACCCAGCUGGACCUGUCCUACCUGCGACGGGAGGCCUAUGACAGGGAUUUCCUUGCGCGUGUCUACAGUGCUCCCCUGCUGCAGGUGGAGAAACUGAGGACCAGUGAGCGGAGUGAGCUGGGGGAGGUGCGGGUGCAGUACACGAGCAGGGACAGCUUCAAGGCCUUCGCCAAGGCCCUGGGAGUCAUGGAUGACCUCAAGUCCGGUGUCCCCAGGGCCGGCUACCAGGGCAUCGUCAGCUUCCUGUUCCGGGGCCGCCGUGUCCACCUGGCCCCACCCCAGACCUGGGCCGGCUAUGACCCUAGCUGGAAUUAGCAGCACCUGCCUGCCCCUCCUGGGGCCUCUCGUGGCCAUAUCAUGGCCUAAGAUGGGACCGCAGUCCCUGGGCUGCAUCAUCCUCUCUUGUGUUUCUCUUUUGGGUCCAUUUAUCUUCUGGUUUGUUUUUUUUUUCUUUCUUUGAGUGGCAUUCAAGUGCACAGAUGAUAAGGUGAGGCUUAUUCUCCCGUUCUCAAGGGGGUCAAAUCAGGGGAAUCUUUCUGGGGUAUGUUGGGGGAGUUACUAAGCAGGAAACCACUGUGUGGUAGGGAGAGACUUGGGCUUGUUGGGGCCACAAAAAUCCACGUUCCAGGUUUUCUCCUAGGACAUCUGUGGAGAGGUUGGCAACUUUAGUUCUCUUGAUGAGGCCUCUUUUCCCUGUCCUGGCUAUUCUAGCCAGAGUAUGAGCCCUCCUCCUGUACCUGUCCCCCACCAUCUCCACCUUCCCGCAGUUGGAGCAAGGUGGGAGGCUGGAUUAUGUGAGAAGGAGAUGUACUUGUGGCCAAAAUGAGACUAACCAAAGGGGUUUCAUCAUCCUCAGGGUCUGGGCGGAGCUGUUAGGUUGUCAGGGUUGCUCCCUCCUGCCUGUAUUUCUCUUCUUCCCCCUCUCCUUUAUCCCUGACCUCCUCUCAGCUCUUCUUUCCCUGCAGUUCGUGAUUCCAAGAUGAAACGGUGAAGGGGACAAGCAGAACCUCUCCUCAGCUCACCUGCUGGGGUGGGGGGAAAAGCCUUGGGUGCUGGGGCGCCCCUCCCUCAUCCUUCCUCCAAGAAACAGACUGCCCCCUAUCCCGUCCUUUCUAAAAACCAAUCCUUUCCCCGUCGCUCUGGGACGGUUCAUGCUAGCCCGGCCCGUGGCUUCUGGAGGCCCUCUCGGUGUGAGGUAGAGCAGCCAAGACCAUUCAGCCCAGCCUCCUUCCCUUCUCCCCCAAGCAUUCCCUUCCCGUGUGCACAGAUCAGGACGCAGAUGGCGGGUUGGAGAGCAACGUGUGUGUUUUUCUUUCUUGCCUGACCUCAGUUCAUGGAAGAAAGUUGAAGCUACAGAAUUAUUUUCAAAAAUAAAGCCUGAAUUGUCGAAAAA